AUGGCGUCCGAAGACAACGGUGACUUCGACACGGAUCUGUCCGCGGCACCUGCGAAACGCAUGCGGUACUCGUUCGCCGAUGAGAUUGCCCGAACUUCGCAUUUUGAAGCUUUUGGACAGCGAUUCACCGGGUUCCCGUCCGGCGAAUGUUACGCCAAUAAUUUAUAUCAGCAAUCAUACAAGUCUUUAGAUACUCUAUCACCAAAUUAUUUACAACCAAAUUCACCAACCCCACCAUUAACAAUGUCUUCAAGUUUACCAGAAUCUCCGGAAGACUCUAGUAUAUUUGAUGAAAGUUCAGACACUAAAGAAGAACCUGAGGACGAUGAUUCAUCAUCCACAUCCAGUUCAGACUCCAGCACACAUUCUGAUAAUGCAGAUUCUGAAAAAGGAGUACCUGGUUCAAUGGACUGGGUUCAGCGACAAAUUAUGGGUGGUAUAAAUCCGAGACGUUUGUUACAUCAAGUGUUUGGAGCUUCUGUUCCAUCUCAGUUAGAAGAUAUAACAUUAUGGAGAAUAAUCAUGAGUAUGACAGAUGACUCUCCAAUACGAAAUCGUCUUCGUAGUGUUAGUUCACUUGAUGAUGUUGUUAGAUUAUUGAAAACAAGCAAUCGCAUUAUGGUUCUUACUGGAGCAGGUGUCUCUGUUUCUUGUGGAAUACCAGAUUUUCGAAGUCAUAACGGAGUUUAUGCUAGGCUAGCAACAGAAUUUCCCGACUUACCUGAUCCCCAAUCUAUGUUUUGCAUUGAUUAUUUCAGUAAAGACCCUAGGCCAUUUUUUAAAUUUGCCAGAGAAAUCUAUCCAGGACAAUUUAAACCAUCGCCAUCCCACCAAUUUAUUAAAGUCUUAGAAAAGAAAGGACGACUCUUACGUAAUUACACUCAGAAUAUUGAUACAUUGGAACAAGUUGUUGGUAUUAAUAAUGUUAUUGAAUGUCAUGGAUCUUUUGCUACUGCAUCAUGUACUCAAUGCGGACACAAAGUAUCAGCAGAAACUAUAAGACCUGAUGUAUUUGAACAAAGAAUUCCUCGUUGUCCAAUAUGUGUCAAUAGUACUGGUAUUAUGAAACCAGAUAUUGUAUUUUUCGGAGAAGGACUUCCUGACAGUUUCCAUAAAGCAAUUGAAGAUGACAAAAAUAAUUGUGAUUUAUUGAUAGUAAUUGGAUCAUCAUUGAAAGUACGACCAGUGGCUCGUAUACCUAAUAUGUUAGACAAACAUGUUCCACAAAUAUUAAUAAAUCGCGAAAGACUACCACAUAUGAAUUUUGAUGUUGAACUUCUUGGUGACAGUGAUGUUAUUGUGGAUCACCUAUGUCGCAUGCUAGGUUCAGAUUGGACUGAGCUAUGUUGGUGCAAAGAGGAAUUGACCGAAACUAAAACUUUGAAUACACCUACUUCAUCGCCAAGGUCUAAUGAAGCUACAAUUGAAACUGUAGAAGGUGAAAUGUCUACCGAUUCUACAAGAGAUAGUGCUAACAGUAUGUCACCACCACUUGGUGAUGAUAGAUUUACUCCAGGUACUUCAGGUGAACAACGGAAUUUAUCCACAGACUCUACAAGAGAUAGCGGUAUUGAUCCAGAUGAUCCUCAAAAAUCUAGUCUAGCUUCAUAUUUACCAUCUAAUAAAUACUACAUGUUGAAAAAAAGAAGGUACAUGUUUUCUGGUGCAGAAGUGGAUUUAAAUGACAUGAACGAUGACAGUGAAACGGAAUCAGACUCAAGUGAAAAAUCCGAAACCCCCCCAUUGCAUUAA
This is a messenger RNA of Macrosiphum euphorbiae (potato aphid), 1752 nucleotides long. NCBI's taxonomy places the organism in Eukaryota, Metazoa, Arthropoda, Insecta, Hemiptera, Aphididae. The record is from the annotation of a GenBank genome assembly.